Messenger RNA from Knipowitschia caucasica, 876 nucleotides. NCBI's taxonomy places the organism in Eukaryota, Metazoa, Chordata, Actinopteri, Gobiiformes, Gobiidae. The record is from the annotation of a GenBank genome assembly.
AUGUUGGCUUUGGUGGGGGCUCUGUACACGGCGAAAAAGGUGGUGAUUCUCCUGAGAAGCUGCUGCUCAUUUUUUAGGGUGCACUUUUUACCCCGGAUUUUUCCCACUAAGAACCUAAAGCAGAGAUUUGGGGAAUGGGCUAUCGUUUAUGAUGCAGCAUCGCCUGUGGCCUUGGCCUACGCAGAAGAGCUGGCUCGUCAUGGGGUCAGCAUCAUCUUCAUCACAGCGGACCCUGAUGCUGUCAGAGACACGGUUGCAUCUUUGCCUCAAGCUUUCGGAGUUGAAACUGCUGUCAUUCUUGCUGACUUCUCUCUGGACCUCCCUGCUCUCAAAGCCAUCCAAGAGGUCAUUCGGCACAAGGAUAUUGGUUUUCUGGUGAACUGCGUGGAAGAGGCAUUGACUUUCCCCCAAAACCUGAUUGAAGUGAAUGAGGAAAACCUAAUGCAAGCGGUGAAGAAUAAUCCUGCAGUGAUGACUUUGCUGACCCGCUCGGUGCUGCCGCAGAUGCUGCAGCGGAGCAGAGGAGCUGUGGUCAAUAUAUCAACAGGAGCCAGCAGCAAACCUUUGCCUGGGAGAGUCCUGCUCACUUCGUCUAUGGGUUUCUUGGACCAGUUCUCUUACGCACUGCAUCUUGAGUACAAGAGCAAAGGAAUUUUCGUCCAGAGUUUGUUACCCUUUCAGAUUGCUUCAAUCAAAGAAAAUUUAAGAGAGGACUGGUUGAUACCAAAACCACAGGUGUAUGCCCACCACGCCAUAUCCACUCUGGGUGUGUCCCACCGGACCACUGGCUACUGGCCCCACACUCUGCAGUAUGAACUGAUCCGGUCUAUUCCAGAUUUGAUGUGGGUCUUUGCAUCAAGGCUGUUCAUCAGUUAA